AUGGAAUCAGCCUAUCAGAGAGUCUACGAUUAUUUCAAUGGUGACCCGUUGCUUAUCUAUGUGAUAGGAGGUACCGUAAUCGUCAAUAUCAAUUUCUGGCUAUUCAACCUAUUCUUUAUUCUAAUUGAUAUGAUUGACCCAAAUUGGGUGCAACCAUACAAGAUUCAAGAUGAGAAGAAGCCUCCGUUAUCCAAAUAUCUGGGAGCAUUCAAAGUGAUCCUAACUAAUCAAUUCAUAUCAGGACCAUUGAUUACUAUCUUUUGGUAUUUCCCAGCGGUUUGGUUCGGUGCCAGGUUCACUGGGCCUAUGCCAUCCGGUCUGGAAAUCCUUCGAGAUAUCUUCGUGUCAGUUUUAUGCGAAGAGAUUGGAUUCUACUAUACCCAUAGACUAUUCCAUCAUCCAAGAAUCUACAAAUAUGUUCAUAAGAAGCACCACGAGUGGACUGCUCCAGUGUCGAUCACGAGCAUCUACUGUCACCCAUUGGAACAUGCCAUCUCUAACUUGAGUCCGGUUCUUUUAGGACCAACUAUUUGCGGAAGCCACGUGGUAACACUUUGGAUUUGGGCGUCUCUUGCUAUUCUAUCAACUACUUGCUCUCAUUCAGGCUAUCAUUUCCCAUUCAUGCUGUCACCGGAACCACAUGACUACCAUCAUAAAGUAUUCAAUGAGUGUUUCGGAACUGGACUCCUCGAUCGAAUCCAUGGAACUGACACUACUUUCCGAAAGUCAGUGGAAGGAAAACGGAAUUACAUGAGCUGGAGUUUCCAACCAAUCAAGCAGAUUCAUCCGGAUGAGAGAAAAGAGGAAUGA
Caenorhabditis remanei is the source of this 810-nucleotide messenger RNA. RefSeq lists its product as uncharacterized. Gene Ontology annotation, biological process: sterol biosynthetic process. The record is from RefSeq and is a predicted model, not a curated record. Lineage: Eukaryota; Metazoa; Nematoda; Chromadorea; Rhabditida; Rhabditidae. The coding region runs from base 1 to 810 and encodes 269 amino acids. Gene Ontology annotation, molecular function: C-4 methylsterol oxidase activity; iron ion binding. The transcript is spliced from 8 exons.